Molecule: messenger RNA, 1185 nt
Organism: Pan troglodytes (chimpanzee)
Lineage: Eukaryota; Metazoa; Chordata; Mammalia; Primates; Hominidae
Gene: RABIF
Product: RAB interacting factor
Exons: 2
Coding region: 292-663 (123 amino acids)
Biological process (GO): post-Golgi vesicle-mediated transport; small GTPase-mediated signal transduction
Cellular component (GO): membrane; cytosol
Molecular function (GO): zinc ion binding; guanyl-nucleotide exchange factor activity
Source: RefSeq, a predicted model, not a curated record
GUUUUAAUAUUAAGUGAAGCCCAGUGACCAGGUGGGUAUGGAGAUGUGUCACUGGUGCCAAGAAGUGUCCCUGUCACAAAGCCUGCCGACACCUAGCCGCUUAGGUUAGGCAAUGAAUGAAGGCGCUUGCGCAGUAGAGUCCAGAGCGGGGAAGCGGGCGCCUGCGCAGAGACAUAGUGACCGUCCGCUCGCCGCCCCGCCUCUGCCAAGCCGCGCCAGCGCAGUGAAGAACGAGCCAGCAGAGACAGCGUCUGCGCAGCCGUGGCUGAGGAGCCUGUGGCGGCAGCGGCAAUGGAACCAGCGGAGCAGCUGAGCGAGUUAGUGUCAGCCGAGGGCCGAAACCGGAAGGCGGUGCUGUGCCAGCGUUGCGGCUCCCGGGUGCUGCAGCCAGGGACCGCUCUCUUCUCUCGCCGACAGCUUUUCCUUCCCUCCAUGAGAAAGAAGCCAGCUCUGUCUGACGGCAGCAAUCCUGACGGCGAUCUCCUCCAGGAACACUGGCUGGUUGAGGACAUGUUCAUUUUUGAGAAUGUGGGCUUCACCAAGGACGUGGGCAACAUCAAGUUUCUGGUCUGCGCAGACUGUGAAAUUGGACCAAUUGGCUGGCAUUGCCUAGAUGACAAGAACAGUUUCUAUGUGGCCUUGGAACGAGUUUCCCAUGAGUAACUGAGGGGAGGGGUACUCAGCUCCACCUCCAAAGAUAAACCUACUCCCCACAAGAACUGGCCUUUAAUGUGGUAUAACUGUUCCGCUGCCUUCUUGUCUGUGCUAAUAUAAAUACUGAGUACCAGCAUGUCCACUUGAACAUGCAGAGGGUUAAUCCUGCUUCCUAAAGCCUCAAGUACAUGCCUCCUGCUUAGUUCACUUUGUAUCACAUUUCCUAAGCUCCCUUUUCCCCCAGUUUUGGGACACUGUGCUUACCUCCAAAAAUCUCAUCUCUUCCCUGGCAUUCUCCCUAGGCUCUGUUUUGCCCAGGGGCUCCCUCUUUUUCUUGCUCUAGAAGAGCAGUAUUCAGCCUUUUAGCUAUGAUGACACAUAACAAAAGAUGCUUAUGUACUAAUAGUUGAAAGUCUGCCUUUUUCUCAUUCAAGAAGGCAUACAAAUAUCUGAGAGUGACUUUGUUGUAUGGCUACCCUUGUGAUCUACGGUAAUUUAUUCUUUCUAAAAGUAAAGCAUUUUCAAAACUCA